UCCAUAUUCAUUGUUUAUCUUUCCACUCAUAUAAAAAAUUCCCUCUUCAUCUGUUCUUCUAUAUAAUACAAUCCUCGAGUUUCAUAGUUUCAUAACUAAAAGUUUAAGAUAUCAGUGUGCUGUUUCAUCGAAUUAUAUUAUCAAUGGCAGCACCAAUAGUAGAUGCAGAGUAUCUGAAGGAAAUAGACAAGGCACGAAGAGAUCUUCGAGCUCUCAUCUCCAGCAAAAACUGUGCUCCUAUUAUGCUUCGUUUAGCGUGGCAUGAUGCAGGAACCUAUGAUGCUACAACAAGGACUGGAGGACCUGAUGGAUCAAUCAGGAAUGAGGUCGAGUACAAGCAUGGCGCUAACAGCGGCCUCAAAAUCGCAAUUGAUCUUUGCGAAGAAAUUAAGGCCAGACAUCCUAAAAUUACAUACGCUGACCUCUAUCAGCUUGCUGGAGUUGUUGCUGUUGAGGUAACUGGAGGUCCUACCAUUGAUUUUGUCCCUGGUAGAAAGGAUUCAUUAAGCUCACCAGAAGAGGGGCGCCUUCCUGAUGCCAAACAAGGUCCACCACACCUGAGGGGUGUCUUUUACAGAAUGGGACUCUCUGACAAAGAUAUAGUGGCAUUGUCUGGAGGACACACACUGGGAAGAGCACAUCCAGAGAGAUCUGGCUUUGAGGGCCCUUGGACUAAAGAGCCUUUGAAAUUUGACAACUCAUACUUUGUGGAGCUCCUCAAGGAGGAUUCAGAAGAUCUCUUGAAGCUUCCCACGGAUAAAGCUUUGGUUGAAGAUCCACAAUUCCGCCCUUAUGUGGAGCUUUAUGCAAAGGACGAAGAGGCUUUCUUCAGAGACUAUGCAGAGUCACACAAGAAGCUUUCAGAGCUUGGAUUCACACCACCUUCAUCUUGCUUCAAGUUAACAGUAAAGAACAGCACGGUGUUGGCACAAGGUGCCGUUGGAGUUGCUGUUGCAGCAGCUGUUGUAAUAUUGAGUUACUUUUAUGAAGUCAACAGGAGAAUCAAGCAUUAGUAAGCACACAAGUUCCAUAAAGCUCAAUAUUACAUUGGCGAACUCAGUUGAAGCAAACUGGAAACUGAAUAGCUCCAUAAUUCAAUGGCAUCAAAAUUGGCGAUUGUUAUUGGCACCGCUAAGAAUGAUGCUACUAUUUCUUUAUGUUUGAUCAAUAAAUCUUGGGAGUGCUGAUUGUAGCUACUCAAGUGUAAAAUAACAUGCCUUUGGUGGCUUUGAAAUAUCAUAGAUCUAC
Solanum verrucosum is the source of this 1248-nucleotide messenger RNA. RefSeq names its product L-ascorbate peroxidase 3-like. Gene Ontology annotation, biological process: response to reactive oxygen species; cellular response to oxidative stress; hydrogen peroxide catabolic process. The coding region runs from base 144 to 1013 and encodes 289 amino acids. The record is from RefSeq and is a predicted model, not a curated record. Gene Ontology annotation, molecular function: heme binding; peroxidase activity. Lineage: Eukaryota; Viridiplantae; Streptophyta; Magnoliopsida; Solanales; Solanaceae. The transcript has 9 exons.